AUGAGGCUUGUUUGGGCAGAAGGAAAUGGAAAGGGUGAAAAGAGCACAGAGGCAAGCACAAUAUGGAAUAAGAAAUGCUCCAAGUCAGACAUAGCAAUAAGCCAAAGCGCGACGGGGCCGCUGCCUAACGGAAUUCCGACGUACACGGUGGAGAUCAGUAACACGUGCAUCUCCGGCUGCAACAUCUCCAAUAUCCACAUCAGAUGCGGCUGGUUCAGCUCCGCUCGCCUCGUCAACCCCCAUCUCUUCAAGCGCCUCCGCUUCAAUGACUGCCUCCUCAACGACGGCAAACCCCUCCGUAAAGGCCGUACACUCUCUUUUAUGUACGCCAACACCUUCCGUUACCCCCUCUCCGUCUCCUCCGUUACUUGCUCUUAG
Messenger RNA from Salvia splendens (bonfire salvia), 378 nucleotides. RefSeq names its product protein TAPETUM DETERMINANT 1-like. Gene Ontology annotation, biological process: cell fate determination. Bases 1 to 378 code for a protein of 125 amino acids. Lineage: Eukaryota; Viridiplantae; Streptophyta; Magnoliopsida; Lamiales; Lamiaceae. The transcript has a single exon. The record is from RefSeq and is a predicted model, not a curated record.